CAGGAACCAGAGAGGAUGGCUGGGGCGGGCAGCCAGCACCACCCUCCGGGAGUCGCGGCAGGAGCGGCCGCUGGAGCCGGCGCGGUUUCCCCCACCGCUGCGGGACCGGGAGAGGAUUCGUCCGACAGUGAAGCGGAGCAGGAGGGACCCCAGAAGCUGAUCCGCAAAGUGUCCACCUCUGGGCAGAUCCGGACCAAGACCAGCAUUAAAGAGGGACAGCUGCUGAAGCAAACCAGCUCCUUCCAAAGGUGGAAAAAGAGAUACUUCAAACUUCGAGGCCGGACACUUUAUUACGCAAAAGACUCAAAGUCCUUGAUAUUUGAUGAAGUUGACCUCUCAGAUGCCAGCGUCGCUGAAGCAAGUACCAAAAAUGUCAACAACAGCUUUACGAUAAUCACUCCAUUCAGAAGGCUGAUGCUAUGUGCUGAGAACAGGAAGGAGAUGGAAGAUUGGAUCAGCUCUCUGAAGUCAGUACAGAGCAGAGAACCCUAUGAGGUGGCUCAGUUUAAUGUGGAACAUUUCUCAGGGAUGCAUAACUGGUAUGCCUGCUCCCAUGCCCGGCCUACCUUCUGUAACGUGUGCAGAGAGAGCCUCUCCGGAGUUACCUCCCAUGGCCUGUCCUGCGAAGUGUGUAAGUUCAAGGCUCACAAAAGAUGUGCGGUGAGGGCAACUAAUAACUGCAAAUGGACCACGCUGGCCUCCAUCGGGAAGGAUAUCAUUGAGGACGAGGAUGGUGUCGCCAUGCCUCACCAAUGGCUUGAAGGCAACUUGCCUGUGAGUGCCAAGUGUGCGGUCUGCGACAAGACGUGCGGCAGUGUUCUCCGCCUGCAAGAUUGGAAAUGCCUCUGGUGUAAGACAAUGGUACACACCGCCUGCAAAGAUUUGUACCAUCCCGUCUGUCCACUUGGCCAGUGUAAAGUAUCUAUCAUACCUCCAAUUGCACUAAAUAGCACAGAUUCUGAUGGUUUCUGUAGAGCAACGUUUUCAUUCUGUGUCAGCCCUCUCUUGGUGUUCGUCAAUUCUAAGAGCGGAGAUAACCAGGGAGUCAAGUUCCUCCGUCGCUUUAAGCAGCUGCUCAACCCGGCUCAGGUGUUUGAUCUAAUGAACGGAGGGCCACACCUAGGCUUAAGGUUAUUUCAGAAGUUUGACAACUUCCGGAUUCUUGUCUGUGGAGGAGAUGGAAGUGUAGGCUGGGUCUUGUCAGAGAUCGAUAAACUGAACUUGAAUAAACAGUGCCAGCUUGGGGUAUUGCCUUUGGGUACAGGCAAUGACCUUGCUCGAGUUCUUGGCUGGGGAGGUUCAUAUGACGAUGACACCCAACUCCCUCAGAUCCUAGAGAAGCUGGAACGAGCCAGCACCAAGAUGCUGGACAGGUGGAGUAUAAUGACUUAUGAACUCAAAUUGCCAGCAAAGACGUCUCUACUUCCUGAACCCACAGAAGCGUCCGAAGGAUUUUAUAUGACAAUUUAUGAAGACUCUGUUGCAAAUCACCUCACGAAAAUCCUCAAUUCCGAUGAACAUGCAGUGGUCAUAUCGUCUGCCAAGAUACUCUGUGAAACCGUGAGGGACUUCGUUGCCAAAGUGGAGAAGGCACAGGAGAAAACACUGGAAAAUACAGUAGUAGCUGAAGCCGUGGCCAGUAAAUGCUCAGUCCUCAAUGAGAAGCUCGAACAGCUGCUCCAAGCCCUGCAUGCAGACGCUCAGUCCAGUCGAGCUCCCCCAGGGGUUGGCCCUCCAAUUCCCGAAGAAGAUGUUGUGGAGUCGUCCAGUGAAGAGUCCUUGGGUGAAAGCAAGGACCAGCUCGUGAAUGACAUUGCCAAACCCUCCUCCCAGAAAGCCGCGAAGCCCAGGGAGAUAAUGCUGCGGGCCAACAGUCUAAAGAAAGCGGUGAGGCAAGUCAUUGAAGAGGCUGGAAAAGUUAUAGAUGAACAGACAGUUCAGUCCUGUGAAUCGAUUAGUCAGCCUUGUGACUAUGAUACCCCAGAAGCAGAUGAAUCUAAGGACGAUGAUACGAAAGAUUCGUCAGCAGCCAAAUCCACAUCUCAGUCUCCUGACGCCCAGGCAAGUCAUGGCAAUUUCCAAACUGAUUCUGUCACUGGUUCAGCUGUGGCCACCACCAAAGAAAAUCUCCCUGUGCUCAACACCAGAAUUAUCUGCCCAGGUUUAAGAGCAGGACUUGCCGCCUCAAUCGCUGGGAGUUCUAUCAUCAACAAAAUGUUGCUGGCAAACAUCGACCCUUUUGGUGCGACUCCGUUUAUUGACCCAGAUCCUGAUUCACUAGAUGGAUACUCAGAAAAAUGUGUCAUGAACAAUUACUUUGGGAUUGGAUUAGAUGCAAAAAUUUCAUUAGAAUUUAAUAAUAAGAGAGAAGAACACCCUGAAAAAUGCAGAAGCCGAACUAAAAACUUGAUGUGGUAUGGAGUCCUUGGGACCCGGGAGUUAUUACAGAGAUCAUACAAGAAUCUGGAACAAAGGGUUCAGCUUGAGUGUGAUGGGCAGUAUAUUCCUCUACCCAGUUUACAAGGCAUAGCGGUAUUGAACAUCCCUAGCUAUGCCGGAGGCACCAACUUCUGGGGCGGAACCAAAGAGGAUGAUAUAUUUGCCGCACCGUCAUUUGAUGACAAGAUUCUGGAAGUUGUUGCCGUGUUUGACAGUGUGCAGAUGGCGGUCUCCAGGGUCAUCAAACUUCAGCAUCACCGCAUAGCACAGUGCCGUACAGUCAAGAUCACUAUAUUUGGUGAUGAGGGAGUCCCGGUGCAGGUGGAUGGUGAAGCGUGGGUUCAGCCUCCAGGGAUCAUCAAAAUUGUGCACAAAAACAGAGCUCAGAUGCUAACCAGAGACAGAGCCUUUGAAAGCACUCUCAAGUCUUGGGAAGACAAGCAGAAGUGUGACUCCAGUAAGCCAGUUCUCCGAACCAACCUGUACAUCCAUCCCGCUGUGGACCUGGCCACAGAAGAGUUGUCGCAGAUGCGGCUCUGCUCCCAGGCUGCAGAGGAACUCAUUACGAGGAUUUGUGAUGCAGCCACGAUUCACUGUCUCCUGGAGCAGGAACUGGCGCAUGCAGUCAAUGCAUGCUCACACGCCCUCAACAAAGCCAACCCACGCUUCCCGGAGAGUCUUACGAGAGACACCGCCACCGAAAUAGCCAUCAAUGUCAAGGCGCUCUAUAAUGAAACAGAGUCUUUGCUGGUUGGCAGGGUUCCUUUGCAGUUGGAGUCUCCCCACGAAGAGCGGGUAUCCAGUGCCCUACACUCUGUGGAGGUGGAGCUGCAGAAGUUAACGGAGAUCCCCUGGCUUUAUUAUAUCCUCCGCUCCAAUGAGGACGAGGAGCCUCCUAUGGACUGCACCAAAAGAAACAGCAGAAGCACAGUCUUUCGUAUCGUGCCCAAGUUUAAAAAGGAAAAGGCUCAGAAACCGAAGUCAAGUUCACAGCCCGUUCAGAAUUGGGGCACAGAGGAAGUUGCUGCUUGGCUGGAUCUGCUCAAUUUGGGAGAGUACAAAGAAAUCUUCAUCCGUCAUGACAUCAGAGGGGCGGAACUUUUGCAUCUGGAAAGACGAGAUCUUAAGGACCUGGGGAUACCGAAAGUGGGUCAUAUGAAGCGAAUUCUCCAGGGAAUUAAAGAGCUUGAAAGGAACCCUCCCAACUUGGACUGAGGUGUGGUCGCACUGGUGCUAUUUCCUGGAAGAGGAGUUCUCGGGACUCAAUACAGCGUUCUUGGAAGCCGCUGGCUGUUCUUGUGAUUUUCUGGUAGAUAAGCACCACCGAAGCACCUCUCUGGAUUGAUGUUUUGCUGUGGGUGAAAGUUUUGAUUUAAGGUAUUACAAAAUCAUUUUUGUGCCAAAAACAAAACCCCAAACAAACAAACACCCAACUCAACCCAUUCCACAAAGCCAUUUUCUUGUUGGGCAAACCUGACAUGCUAGGAAGUUCUUGCAGCAGUGAAAAGAGGAAGAAGGACUGGAGACAGUUGCCUUGUCUAAAAGGUGGAUUUUGCUUGCUCGUUGUCCAUUCUCCGUAGAGCCGGCUGACGGACCGGAGGCUCUCUCGUGCACCUGCAGCUGUGUUGACGGUAUGCAGUUGAAACUUCUCAGGCUUCCUUAGUGAAGGCAUUGGCUCCUUCCUAGAAACCUCUGGGUAGGAGAUGAAGAUAGGAGUUGGGUUUUGAGUCUUUUCACCCUAAGUUCCCAGUAUCCACUGGUCAAAGAAUGUGGUGAGACCAACCCAUCACAUACUAUGAAUGAUGCAAAUUUAAUGCACGAUGUUCCUGCCUGAGUUGUCCUUCUUUUUUCUUGCAUGUCAUAUAUAUUAUUGUAGUACUUCAAUAGCUUUAAUGUCUGUUAUAAUGAAAUUUAAUUUAUUACCACCCAGCUACCCAAGCACUUUUUGUUGGUUAAGGGCACUUUUCUUCAGUGUGGACUUUUAAGUAAAGAUUCCAUACUGAGACUCUGUGAACAUUCAUCUGUGCCAUGAUCAGCAAAUGAUAUAUAUCUUAUGCAAACCAAAUUUAUUUUGCCUAUCCCAAACCAUGGGUAUAUGCAUUAAGAGACUUGUUGGGCAAUUUUCAUAAGCUUUACAUGUUCUGUUGCCUAACAGAACUUAUUACAACUUUCCAAACUCAAAUCCUCACAUUUUGUUCCCAUUUUUUUCAUUUCAAUUUAAUAACCAUUUUGAGUUUCUGCUUGAAUUUGUAAAACUGUGGACAUCUAGGAAUUGUCCAAAGUCUCAGCUAAGAUUUGCACCCUGAGUUAUCUGCACCAGCUGAAGCAAUUAUUGACAUGAAUUCCCCAAUGGAAGAAAUUUAGUUUUGCUUCUUAAGGGCUUUUUGUAUUAUUAUAUCACACACAUUUUGAUAGUCUACCAGGUAGAAAUUAUUUUCCUUUUUUUAAACCAUUGUAUGUCUGUGUUGCUCAAUAGAAUUACCAAGUUUGAAAGCCAAAGGUAUAUAUGUCAAAAAAGUACAACUAUCUUUAUAAGUGUUUUCUGGUCAUUAUAUGCCAAAAAUCAAUUGGAAUAUUUGGAAGUUCUAUGAGAUAUGAGAAGCAAGCAGGUUGUUGAUCCAGCGGAUACAGUUUUAAUAGUAAUCUGCUAGGUGCCCAGUAGAUACACACACACACACACACACACACACACACACACACACACACACACACGUGUACACUUACAUGCCCAUAUACCUUUACCUAUAUAAAUGCACUUACUCACAUGUUGUCUUGAGAUACAGUAUCCCUGAUACUUUCUAGACAAUCAUUUGCCCAAUGUUUGACAUUUUAUUUCUAACUUGGGUAUUUACUAGUAAAAAAUAUCACAAAAUUUAGAUACCUUUAAAAUAAAUGAGGACCUGGCCACAGCAGGGCAAAAACAAAAAAUUCUACAGACAAUCUUGAAGGGUUCCUGACCAUAUAAAUAUGUCUGACUAUAUAUUUUUUACCUAAGUUGUGCACAAUGGAAAUUUUCCAAAGAUAAUUCAUAUCGAGGCUUUUGAGCUGACGAUCAGCCAAUCCCUUAGUGAUUUUGAUGUUCUGCACACCUGUGAAGUAGAAGGUCUCUUUUGUAUACCGCCUGGUGAGUGCCCUGCCAAUACUUCCUGUGAAACCAGAUUAUCAGAGGCCACAUUCCCAGAAGUCUCCCUAGAUCAUUGUUCAGGAGAAAGGGCUGGGGGUGGGGAGGGACUCCAGCAUAAAGACCACUCCAGGCCUGUGUUAAUAUAGAAACCAUUACUGGGUUUUCACCUGCCCCCAAAUACAUCUCUAUCAACACACAUUAAAAAAAAAAAAAAAAAAAAAAAAAAAAAAAAAAAAAAAAAAAAAAAAGUUCUAAUGGCUACUUCCCUAGGGGUGGGCAGUGAUUGGCUUUUCCUUUGUUUGGUAAUCUUUCCAGUUCCUGCUAACACCUUUUAUGUGUUCUGUAAAAUCCCAACUCAUGAAAACUUUCAUUAAGUAGAAUGGCUUUGGGAAGACGGACAUCCUUCAAGAUGACAGUUUGAAUGAGCGGUUUUGUCCAAUGUGAAUGUUUUUCUCUGUAAUCCAUGUCAGCAUGAAUCAGGGCUGGAUGCCAGUGAGUUCAGCUUACCAGCAGUGUGCUCUCAGAGACUCCAUCGGUCUCUGCUAGUGUCAGAAAGAAACCAUCUCAUCCGAGGUAGGGUUUCAAAAACAAGACAGUGGGGGAUGCCUCUCACUAAGAUUCAGUCAUAUCUGGGAUGCAGAGGAUGUGUCUUUGAUCCUUGCUUAAGUGGAAAGAGACGCUUUCCUGUGCACCUGCCUGUAGCUUGCUCUUCUCUCCUCCAAAUUAUUUAAUGUUCAUUUGUCCUCCCCACCCCCAAAGGAAAGGAAGAGAGUUAAGUUUAAGUAAAACCCCAGGUCUGCCCAAAUUCUCACUGCCUUCUGCUCCCCUUUCUCCAUUACCCCAUGAAACCUUUCACCUCCCUGAUUUUUAUUUUAAUGUCACAGGUCAUUUAGCAAAAUGUUGGGGACAAUUAAAUACAUUUUCAGUUUGCUAGAUAAUUGAAACGUUAGGCCAUUUGGAGACAUAUUGCUGUGGUGGAGGAGAGAUGUUCUGUGGAUGUUCAGAUCUGUGUUCUCCAGUAUUUCAGCCACUGGGCACCUAUGGCUAUUACAUUUAAGUUUAUUCUUACCAGUAACUUCAUUUAUUAGUUGCAUUACCCACAUUUUGAGUGCCCUGUAACCACAGAUGUAGAACAUUUUCACCAUUGCAAAAAUACUCCAUUUGACAGCAGUAGCCUGGGUCACUGCUACUGAAAAUGUGGUCCAUGGGCAGUCAGCAUUACUGUUAUUUGGGAGCUUACAAAAAAUUGCAGAAUCCUGGAGCUGACAAGAUGGUUCAGCGGGUCUGGCAACAAGUUUAACGCCAGGUGCCACAUAAAAGUGGGAGGGGGGGGGAAAGCUCUUAUAGACUUGUCCUCUGGCCUCACUAUGCCCACCAUGGCAUGUUCACCCACAUAUUAUCAUGCAUAUAUACACAAUAAUAAAUAAAUGCAAUUUUUGAUUGGAGAACCUCAGGUCCACUCCAGGUCUGCUGAAUUCAAAUCUUCCUUUCAGUCAUAUCCCUCAGGCCUCUCUCCAGCCCUUAGAGACUUUAAGCUACCACUGAGCCACCCACAUUUGCUCAGUUUGUUAUUCAGGUGAUACACUCAGUUGCUCAUGACUUCAUUCACACUGAACAUUCCAGAAGAAUAUGUACUGAGAUGAAGAUUAGGCAGUCUCCUUCAACUUGCACAUUUUCAUUUUCUUGUAUCAGUAGAUUAUCCUGUUGCCAUAGUUCAUGCUUGAAGGCUCAUAGCAGCCCACACACAUUAAAUGACUCAUUAGGUGUACAAAAAAAAGGAUGAAGAAUCCAAAUGAUUUCAAGAAAAGUAAAUGUCCUUUAAACAUAAAAAUAUGCCUGAAAGCAGGCAUAUUUUGCUAGGUUUGGAUCUCUUUGUCUUAUGCUAACUUAUCUUGAUUUUCACAUGGUUCAUAAUCUGUUAAAAAUAGUUCCUGAAAAACAAUAUGUUCUUGGCCUCCAAACUCAAAUUGUUCAAUUCUAUAAUGAGAUCUUUUCCCAGUGAUUUAUUGCCAGGAAUUUGACCCUUAAUUUUUAUAUUUUCAUAUAAAUUACUCAAACAUAGCUUCCUAGCUACUGUGAUAUACAAGAAUCUUACUGUUUUUGACUCCAUGGGUUGUUUUGACAUGAAUUGACAAGCUAUGAACUGAGAAAUUAAAGGUGAUCGAUCCCUCUGUGCAUCACUUCUAGAGCAAACCAUUUCCAGCUCCAGCUGAGCCAGUGAACUUUCAUUUUCCAAGGAUGAAUUCCUGGGGGAAUGUCUAUUUUAACUCAGCUGUAAAAUCACUUCCUUUUCAACUCUGACAUCUAGAAUCUCUCUCUCAGCUCCCCCACCCCAAUGGACACAUUCUCUGUAGGUGGAAGUUGAUUUUUCAAAUACCAGACUCUCCCCAGUACAGGUGGGGAAAAAGGAAUUAGAAAUGAAACUUCCUCAAAGGGGACUGCUGCUUCGUGGGAUAGCCUUUGCCAGCGGCUUCCCCAACUCGGCUGCCUGGCUGCCCUGCCACUACCCCACCCCAAGCGUAGUGAGCCCUCCCUCUAGGUUGUUCCUGCUGUGGUGUUCUCAGUGGACUUUUGUGUUACAAUCUCCUCAUAUUGGUAACGAUGCCUUAGUAAUAGGGUUCCUUCACAAAGAUGCAAGUAGAACUUUAGAGAGUGAUAAUUAUUGUUUUCCUAUAAUAAGCAAAGCAUUAUUUUUCUUUAUUGUUAUUUUCCCAGGUUUUGUUUAGAGAUGUUUAUGUUAGAAGAAAAUAUAUAAAGGUUUGUCGAUACAGGGAACGGAGAGCUAAAGACAGCUGGACUGUACCUGCCUUUCUCUGUAGUUGUCUGUUAUUUUCAGGUAGAGCCAUUAGACAGAGUAGCCGAGACUGUAUUAACUCAAUAACAAUGCUUAAGAUAGGCUCCACAGUGUAUAUAUUAUAGAUGAACAACUCACGUCCUUUUAUGUAAUUUAAUAUAUUGUAUUUACAUUAUUUAAUAUACUCAUUUUUUGCACUUCCAAGUUUUAGCUGGGAAAUAAAAACCAAGCCACAGCUUUAAACUUAUUUAAAAAUCCACAUAAAAAUAUUUCCUUCUAGCUACAAGUUACAAAUUGUGUAAGACUUUGUGAAUAGUCUGGGUAUUUCUUACUAUCUAGAUUUCAAGAGUAAAUUAACCAACAGAACACAGGGUUACUUAUAAAGUGCAUUAAAAUAAAGACAUUUCAUACUCAACUGAUGCUAUCAAAGUAGGUGAAUGCAGUUAAAUAUAUAAGCAGACAAGGAAGGAGAAUGUGUUUUAUGACCCUUAAUAGUUGAUUGUACUGUUGUUCUACACAGCUUAGCCGUUCCUACUUCUACAUCUGAGUACUAAAGACGUGCAGCCGAAGGCUGCCUACAGUGCUGAUAGGAGCUAGCUAGUGGUGUGAAAGGCUUGGGUAUCACAGCACACCCAGUUUUGUGAGGUAUAUAUUGUAUACUGAAGAUGACUAACACAUUGGAAUAAUAUAUUUAUCUAGAGCUGGUAAAUAUGAAAAUUAUUUUCAAGCCUUCAAGUAAAUUGCAUUGACUUUUCUCUUUCAAUGGGAUAAAAGUCACUUGUAUGUUUCAAUCUAUUUGUACCACAACUGUCUCCUUUACUGGUAUUAUUGAUUUUCAUAUUACAACUUUUUCUUACCUUUUUAUACCAAAAGAAUUGUCAUGCUGGUUAUUCAACCUUGCCAAGAUGUAUUUGAGUUUGCAAGACUUUUGGCAGAUAAAAUAUUUAAUAACAAACAGAUAUAAAAGCUUUGUAUAUUUUGUGGCUUUAGGGGCAAGCAUUGCACCUUUGAAUUUCUCUCUGUGGGACAGUGCUGACGUCAGCACCGUCCCUUAAAGGCAGUAUUCCUUAGAACCGGUUGUAUAAAUCAGUGCCCUUAUUUAUUACGUUGUGAAAUGUACUCUUUAUACAGAAUCCGUAUCUGAGCUCCUUUCGUUUUUACUGCUGUUGCCUGGAGUGUAAUAGCUCUGUUAAUGGUUGACUUAUAUACUUGAAAUGCUCAUUUCUGUCAAACAGAUGCCCAGUGUUUUCCUUCUUUAAAAAAAAAAAAAAAACCAAAAAAAAAAAAAAAACCUUAUUUUCUUUCCUGUCUUAGGUAACUGAACAGUCACAGGAACUUUUCUACAAAAUGGUUUUUAUAUCUAAAAAGGCACAAAGCAGAAAGAAAGCACGAAAAUGAAUAACAUAGUCAAGAGAUCUGUUAAGCUAUAUUUUGCCCAAUAUAUGUCAUGUCUUCAUUCUGUAAGUCUUUUCUUGUAGUGAAUUUUUAGUUUUUGUGGUGGGGACAUGUCAGUGAUUGCACUGGCCAAUUCCAAUAAGCAUUGAAUCUUGAAUCCUCCCAAAGACCUCACACCUCUAAUGUCUACCCUUUGGUUCCAAAGUCUGUGCUUGAAAUCUGUUUCCCUGUGAUUUGGGGCUAUACUGCAAAUGGUAUCCAUGGAUACUGUUUGCUUAUUUCUGUCAAAUAACGAGAAAGUUUAACUAAGUUUUUCAUGAUUCCCAUUUGGAUAUAUUCUUGACUCAACUAUUCAAAAACCCAAACAUUCCAAAUGCAUUUGCACAACAUACCAUGGAGAAUAAAAUCACUUGUUUUCAGGGAAGGAAACAAAGAUUUCUGUUUUCAAUAAUCGCACUGAAAGUUGUAAAUCAAAGAAAACACUUUAAUCCCUAAAUACAACUGUUUUCUAUUUAUGAUGUGAACAGCAGGUAAAUUGUAAGUUAUUUAAACCUAUUAGGAAAUUAAGAAUUAGUUUGCUUUUAAUGACAGAGCUUUGUAUUAUAGUGUUGUAGAUGCAUUUAUUGAGGAUAGAAAAAAUGAGAAUAUGUUAGAAGCAUAGAUAAUUCAGGAACUUAUGGCAGUUUGACAAGGCCUAGGAACAAAGAGUUUGAACACAUUUUUCAUGCUGUAUUGUAGGGCAGAGCACACAUGAAAUGUGUGACAUGGUGGGCAGUGAACCUCAGAAAGUGCCCUAUUGGUCAUGUCUGAAAUCCUUCCUAGAAGUUAGCUAAUUAACUCUCCAGGGAGCCCAUUUUACUGCAGAAAUUUAUAGGUUAGUUAGGAGGCACUUGGGGUGACCUAAUCUCCAUGACAUUUGGAACAGCUCCUGCAAAUGUUUAUUUCACAGGGUAGAGAUGUCUGUGCUUUCUCAACUCAGCAAUAGAUGCAGUGGUAACCAGUCACAGGGGUUUAGAUGGUUCCUGUAAAGGACAAGAUAAAGGUGACUCAGUCCAUACCAUAAACACCAAAGAAAUUUUCCUGAAUUCGCUGAGCCUUGAAAUGUGUUAGCUGUGAUACCUUUUCCUUAAUACUUUUUAUUUAUAGUAUUUAUGUAGAACUGACCUCUUGGAUCCUGAAGAGGGUCAUUCUGUUCCACCUUGUCAGUGGCUCGUGGUCUUUUGUACACCUAAUAUAUUUUGAUGCCUUGGGUUCCCAGUUCAAAGAGUUGCCCCACACUGCCAGUUACAAGUAAUUAAUCAUUUUUCUGCUAUAAGAAAGGACAGAUAUCAGCAUGAGUCCUACGUUGAUUUACCAUUUCUUUCUCAGUGUCAUUUUAGUUAUAAAGAAAGGCAUCCCAGUUAUAACAUGAAAAAAAAAAAAAAACCCUAGUAACCCUUGACAUUCCAUUUAGACAUGGACACGAAGGGCAGGUGGCUCAGUGGUAGAGAGCUUGUUCUGCAAGUUUGCCGCCCUGAUUCAAUUCCAACAUUGCAAGAGUAGAAACAAACAAACAACCCCCCCCCCAAAUAAAGUGAGGUUGAAUGAGUAACAUCUGCCCGGAAUAGGUCAUGGGUCUUUUAAUCUAUAUAACAUUCAUUUCAGCUAGAAACUCACUCCUGAAAUCUUCAAACAUUUAGGGUAGUUUCAGGUUUUCUAUGUUCAUGUUAAGUGUCUAUUUUAUGGAGAUAAAUAGAGUUUUCAGCAAGGCUUUCACCGACUUCCUUAGGGUAAUUACCCCAAGAAGAGACCUCAUGAAGGCUCUAGCUUAGAAGUGAAGCAACGGGAUUCUUUGCCAGCUUUCCCUGUGCUAAGACCCUCUUGACAUUUCAACAUCUUCCAAAAUGGCAUCUUUGAUCUAGAUAGAGCACGGCCACGUCCCUACCUUCUCUGACUUGGAAUAGUAUUCCAUUGUGCAGUGUACCUCCAAAAACAUCCCACAGAGAAACAGAAGCAGAUGUCCUAAUCAUUGCCACAGUGGAAAUCCAAGAGAAAUCCAUUAGAAAUCACUGCAGUUAAAGCAAAGUGUGAGCUUAUUUUCAUAGGACAUUUUGAUGUAAUGACUAGCUAAUUUUUCCUUUGAUUUUAGCCGGUUGGUGAAGAAGCCAUACUGGCUGAUUUCUGCUCUGGAAAGUUCUUUGUCCAAUAUGGCAGUUUAUUAACAGCAUAGCUUGGUGCCUCAGAGCUCCUGUGGUCUCCCUUCCCCCAAAAUUGGGAUUCUGGAAACGUGAACACUAUAUGACAUAAGGAAAAAGACUAACUUGGAAUUCAUCUGCAUGCUUUUUCUUUGAGCUUAUUUGCAUUUUGAGAUAUGGUCUUAACACAUGGUCCUAUCCCAGGCUGGCCUCAAACUCACUAUGUAGCUCAAGAUAACCUCCAACCUGUAACUCUUUAGCCCAGCCUCCUCUCUCUAUCACAAUAAUGACUUUCAUGAACUUUCAUGAUGGCUGAUCUCUAAGUGAUUAUUGUAGAAAGAUUUGGUACAUUCACGGAGGGAGAGUCUUUUGCUGGGAAUUUGUUUCCCCCAGAGACCUGCCCUGGAGUUGACCCCACUACAGCUGAUAUUCAGCAUAACUUCAGCACGUGUCCUGUUACAGAUGUCAGGUGAGAGGCCCCCGUGUUUGAAUGUGCAAAUGGGGCAGGUCUUGGGACCCACAGUUCUUUUGUUCCCUCCACUUUUACUUGAAAAGCCUUCAGAAAGAUGACGCUGUGUUGAUGACAACAUUAUGCAAAUUGUGUUUUUCUGACAAGAAAUUUAAAAUGAAAUAUGGAACAAAACAAGUGCUUCAUCCUAAUGGAGGUUUUGAUUAUGCAAGUAAAUUAUUUUAUAGGUUGUUUUUGGUAUUUAUUGCAGCCGUGUAUGUAUAUAUAUAUAUAUAUAUAUAUAUAUAUAUAUAUAUAUAUACAUACAUAUAUAUUUACCAUCCCAGAAAUUCAAAUGGCAUCUUGAGUUCUGUCUCCCUAGUUGAACUAAAGUAAUAAUUCCACUGCCUUGUCUCUGUCUUCACCAUUUUUCUUUCCUGUUCUUUUGCUAAUUCUUCAGCAACCCAAUUUCCUGCUUGCAUUCUCUCUUCCCAGAGUACAGAGACACACAUAUGUUUUGUCUUCUCUUUGCUAAAAGUCCUUGAGUAGGCUUUCCUGUCCCUUAGCAGCAUGGACUCUGGACUUCUCCUCAAGCAUGGCUUAUUGAGCAUGCUGCAUGGGGGCAAAGGGCUGAUCAGUGACUUCAGAGCUGGCUGCCCUGCCACCCCGUAGGCAUCCUCCACCCUUCGUUAACCUUUCUUAGCCCAGGAAUGUAGAAGAGAUCCAGUGUGGGGGUUCAGUCCCUUGGCAUAGUGGCAUGCCACAGGUCAGCUCAUCCAAGGAACUGUGCAAAGUCAGUGUUCUGUGAAGCACUGUUGGAUAGCCUCCAACUUGUAAUGCUUUGCCUCAGCCUUCCUAUAGCAUGUUUUUAUUAGUUGUUUUUGUUAAUCCACCUCAAUGACAGCUUAAUUUUUCGGGCCAGUAUUUCAUCCAUGCUUCAUGUAUAGUCAAAGUUUUUCUAUUAAUAUCAUACUUAGUUACACAUACCCAGACAGACACACCUCUCCCGCUGAAUUUCUCUAUUCUUUUUGUAGUCCCAGAGUCUAGCUAGUACAUAAUAGGACUUUGACUAAUGUUUUUGAAUUAUAUUUUUAUACUGUCACAAAUAAAAGCUCAGAACACCGGUGAAAGUCUGGUGUUAGCAAAGACACAUGCCCUCUGAGCAGACAAAUAGAACGUCAACAGGCAAAAGCAAUUGUUUUUUUUAUUAAGGAUCAUCAUUUGUUAAUCACGUGUCUUUACAUCAGAAGUAUUUACCAGAUCUGAAUUCUUGUUUCCGGAAGUGAGACAUAAAUUUCCACGUUGCUGCCAGAGUCUUGCUUGUGUUCAUACACUUGCCCUACAGAUUGUCUUUCUGUUCUAUGCACUCAAUACUUAGAAUCUUCACAGACAAAUAUAUAUAUAUUGAUGAUGAGACUUGGAAAGGAAUAAAAAACAAUAAUAAAAGUGAAAAUUUUAAAGCGAUGUUCACUCAAGAAGGCAGAGGUGAAGUUUGUAUGAUUUCAAGCCACUUACUAUUAAUGAUUAUUGUAUUACAAGUAGAGGAAGAUCUGUGGCUGCCAUUGCCCUUCUAAGACAUAGAGAGUGAAAACCUUGCUGUUACCUCUGGGCCCAUUUUCCUUUGUGAUUCUCUGAAGCUGUUCUGCCAUGCACCCAGAUAAUGAUAAAAGUUAGCACAGCGCUCUUCAAGUUAAAUUUCUCAAACGAACACUAGUCAGUGCAUAUAAUAAAAGUGCAAUGCUCUCUUCUAGGCACUUGGUAAACUUUUCCUACCUGCUAUAACCUUGGCACUCACUUAGAUGCUGAAGAUGGAAAAAUAAGACAGGAUUCCUGUCUGGUAGAGUUUAAAUUUGUUCUCAAUUUGCUUUUCCUACAGUCUGUAUUAAGAAAUGAGGAGGAAUUUAAAAAAAAAAAAAAGUUUUUUCCUCAGGUUAUUUCAGUCGAGUCUAAUUCCUCCCCACCAUCCUCCAAAACUAACCAAAUCUGAGUCAUCAUGAAGCAAUCCCAUUUUUAUUUCUACAGCUGUUAAAUGUUCAUGUCGGCCAUAGUCCGGGCCGUGACUGAUCAAGUGUACGCUUCAUUAACCCUGCACUACACUACUUCUGCCACUAGAGGAGCUGUGCUGGAACUCCAGUGUCCCCUUUAUAGAAAAGGGUGAAUCUCAGGUUUAUUUUGGGAAGGCAGAAAUUCAUGACAUUCAUAGCAAAAUGCAUGAGGGGCAACAUUAUAAACCCCCAGGGGAGGAUGGAGGUCGCACUGUCAUGUUUCCCUGGAGAUGGAAAAGCUCUGUUUGAAGCUGCAGGUUGGUGUUAGCACCUUAGAUUAGCACCUUAGCUAUGGAGAGCAGAAAGUAAUGGCAUUUAACAGGUAGCACAUGUAUCUCGGCAUACAGUAAUACACUAGUAUUUGUACACCACAAGGUUCUGAUAUGUAGAUGAGACACAGCAAACGUUUGAGUUAUGAUAUUGACUUCUAAGUACUUAUUGAUGGGUAGGCUAUAGGUUUCCUUUAUGAGAAUGAAUAAACUGUCUUUAUCUUUACUGUCGAUAAGGUUUCGAGGGGAGGGCUUUGUUGGUUUGUAUUUUCACAUUUCGAUAAGCAUAUAUUGAUAUCACUAUUUCCCAUCAUAUAAAAUACCAACCAUUUCUGUGUCCCUUAGCAAAAGAAAGGUCUCCACUUGAUAACUUUAGGCUUAGUUCAACUUUGUAAAAGGUCUAAAAAGGAACUGGACAAGGAAGGCUGGGCACUGUAACCUUCUGCCCAGCGCGUUCAUUUCACUUUCAAUAAAGAUAAUCAGAACUAACUUCCCUCCUGUUACCAUCAUGGUAGAAACCUAACAGCGUAGUUCCUUCUCCUCUGUAUAUUAAAAAAGAUAGUUUUAAUUUAGUCUUGCCAUAUUUAUAGCUAAGAAUUUACUACAUUUUGGUAGUCCGUUUUGAAACUAAAUCCUUAUAUCUGAAAGAUGCAGAUAAAGUCUGCCUAUUUAUUACACAAUGGGCUCUGUUUGCUACAGAAAAGAGUGAAACUUUUACCUGCUUAGCACACUUGCCAUUGAAAUAUACCUGACAGAGCAGAGGUUAUAACUUUGGCUCUACUUACUUUUAAUAAUGAUAAGACGUGAGUUUUGUUUGUUUACAUGCUGUUUACAAUGGCAUAAUUUUUAAAAUCUAUAUGACAAUUGAGAUAUUUAUUGCAUACUAUUUUAAAGAUGUUUGAAUGUGUUUUCACCUUUGGAAUAUAUUGUUACAUUUCCUUGUACAGAUAAUUUGGGUGGCUUUGUUAACGUAGCUAAUAAUUUUUAUGACUACUAAGUGACCAGUUUCGGUGCCUUCGAUUGUGGGGUGCAUGACUAUGUAUUUAUUGUAAGGAAGUCACUGAUGUGUGUAUUUUUGUACUUUGCUGAGAGUAAUGGUUGGUGUACAUGAUGAGAGACGUCUUUCCCAAAGGGCACUGCCUUCAGAGCAACCUUCUCAAAUAAAAAAAGACUGUGUUUGAA
Molecule: messenger RNA, 15870 nt
Organism: Peromyscus maniculatus bairdii (prairie deer mouse)
Lineage: Eukaryota; Metazoa; Chordata; Mammalia; Rodentia; Cricetidae
Source: RefSeq, a predicted model, not a curated record